AUGCUAUCUUCGACCGAAAACACGGACGAGGGGUCGAUUCGACGAGUGGCAGUAAUAGGCUACGGCAAGAUUGGUGCUAGUUUUGCAGCCCUAUUCGCGGCGAAUGGUUUACAGACCACUGUCUAUGAUCCAAGACCUGAAGCAGAAAGUCUGCUAUGGGAUACCAUAGAACGAACAUCAAACACAAUCGCGGCAAUACAAGACAAAGGGUGCCCCACAUCCACAUAUACUGUUAAAUUCACGACCGACCUCACAACUGCACUGGAGGGACCCGAUCUGGUCCAGGAGAACAGCCCUGAACAGCUACAUGUCAAGCACCCACUUCUGCAAAAGAUAGACGAAAUCGCUAAACCAUCCGCGCUCAUCUGCUCUUCAACAUCUGGAGGCGAGAAGACGUCAGCGGCGGCGGUAAGCACGGCCAUGGCGUUUUAUACACGAAUUGGGAAGAAGCCAAUUCAUAUACAAAAGGAAGUCGAGGGUCAUGUCGCGAAUAGACUCCAAUCCGCCUUAGCAAGGGAGAUUAUGUAUCUCCUACAGGAAGCAGUGGUUUCGGUGGCAGAUAUUGACGUGGCAAUGGAGUUCGGACCGGGUUUGCGAUGGUCCGCUAUGGGGCCAUCAAUGCUGUGGCAUCUAGGUGGCGGUCAGGGAGGCAUUGGCCAUUACGCAGAGCAUCUUUUUGAACCUUUGAUGAGGUGGUAUGCUCCUGCUGACCCGGUGAUUGAUAAACAGCCGACUGAGAGGUGGGUUAAUGGUACUAAAGACAUGGUUGGAACUCGACGGUUUGAAGACCUCAGCGAGGCGAGAGAUGACAUGAUUGUAAAGAUCUUGCAGGUGAAGCUCCAGAAUUGA
Venustampulla echinocandica is the source of this 849-nucleotide messenger RNA. RefSeq lists its product as uncharacterized. The record is from RefSeq and is a predicted model, not a curated record. Gene Ontology annotation, biological process: fatty acid metabolic process. The coding region runs from base 1 to 849 and encodes 282 amino acids. Gene Ontology annotation, molecular function: oxidoreductase activity, acting on the CH-OH group of donors, NAD or NADP as acceptor; NAD+ binding. The transcript has 2 exons. NCBI's taxonomy places the organism in Eukaryota, Fungi, Ascomycota, Leotiomycetes, Helotiales, Pleuroascaceae.